This is a messenger RNA of Penaeus chinensis, 982 nucleotides long. Its product is annotated as early nodulin-75-like. The transcript is spliced from 3 exons. Gene Ontology annotation, cellular component: extracellular matrix. NCBI's taxonomy places the organism in Eukaryota, Metazoa, Arthropoda, Malacostraca, Decapoda, Penaeidae. Bases 82 to 852 code for a protein of 256 amino acids. The record is from RefSeq and is a predicted model, not a curated record.
CAUCAUGGCACUCGGGCUUAGGACUAUAUAAGCAUCCAGUGCUUGCUUGAAGAAAUCACAUCCUGCAAAGUCUCAAACACAAUGAAGGGGUUGGUGAUCCUCGUGAGUCUCGGUUUUCUGGCGGUUUCGGUCGCCGUUCCCGAUCGGCUUGGCGGGCAUCAUAACCACCCUCCGCAUGCCCACCCGCCACCCCAGAAUGGUUACAAAUUACCACAUCCACCACCCCUGCCUCCUACGUAUGUGCCCCCCACCAAAACCCCGCCUUCACCUCCUCCUCCCCCAACCUACCGGCCCUACACCACCGCCCCUCCCACAACAUACCGGCCCUACACCACCGCCCCUCCCACAACCUACCGGCCCUACACCACCGCCCCUCCCACAACCUACCGGCCCUACACCACCGCCCCUCCCACAACCUACCGGCCCUACACCACCGCCCCUCCCACAACCUACCGGCCUUACACCACCGCCCCUCCCUCAUCCCCUCCACUGUCGACCUACCUACCCCCCACCACUGCCAAGCCCCCACCCUAUACAUAUGGGCCACCUGUCACAACAACAGAGAAGCCGAAGUACUGGUUUGAGUGGGAAGUAAACGACCAUUAUUCCGGCAACGAAUAUAACAUGCAGGAACACCGUGACGGAGAAAAGACCGAGGGAUUCUACAACGUUUUGCUUCCCGACACGCGAGUCCAGAGAGUCACUUACACUGUCGACGGCGACUCCGGUUUCGUGGCUGAAGUUACUUACGAAGGAGAGGCGAAGGAACCUACACACGGACAGACUUAUCUUCUUCCUACUCCUCCUACAUCUCCUCCUUCCAUCUAUGAUGCUCCUCAUUAUUCUCGAUAAGCUUCUCUCAGAGUAUUAAUAUUCUAGCCUUACCAAAAGAAACAUGAACGAUGUGAAUGACAGACUAACAAUCAUCAGUGAUUUCCUGAUGUAAUCAGAGAACUGAAAUAAAGUUAUUGGCUGUUUUAAA